Molecule: messenger RNA, 603 nt
Organism: Clonostachys byssicola
Lineage: Eukaryota; Fungi; Ascomycota; Sordariomycetes; Hypocreales; Bionectriaceae
Source: the annotation of a GenBank genome assembly
AUGUCUAUCACUGACAAACUGCCUGCUACCUUUGGGGACGCGAAAGAGGAAGUCGACCUUGAGAAAUACCCUACCGCGAAGGCCUUGGUGCAAAGAUGCGCGGAAUUCUUUGCUGAGGUUCAAGACUUGAAUAGGACACCCGGACAGGAUCUUGAAAAAUAUCUUAACGAAAAUUACGGACCCGGAAACCCAUAUUAUGAAGAUUUUGUCAAGUAUGUGCGCAAGGGCAUAAAAGAGAAGGAAGGAUGGUGUGCUUCAAUUGAAAUCGACGGUGAGAAAUACAGGCGAUCCAGAGUUAGUCUUCCUAAGCCGGAGACGAGGUUUUUCAGUAUCACUACCGUCUAUAUGAAUAGUAAGGAUGUGUACAGAGGACAGUAUCAUGUUCAUCCUUAUGGCGAGAUCAAUUGCGUUGUGCAGAUCGAUGACGGGGCUGAACUGAAAGGGAUGAAGGGAUGGCAAGGCGCUGGCUGGACUAGCCCAGGUGCGGGAACACAUCAUUAUCCCGAGGUGCGAAACGGUGCAGUUGUUGCACUUUACUUUCUGCCGGCGGGGAGGAUUAGUUUCAAUGCCACGGAUGAUAUGGCUCAGCCCCUCACUGUUUGA